GCAAUGACUGUCGAGGUGUUUCCAUGUUAAAUCCUUGGGCACUAUCAUCGGUUACUUGAUUACAGUAUCCUCACUAUGUGUUUUGCCUUACUUGUGGAACAGGUACCGUCGUUUUCGAGCAACGAAUGGUAUUCCGAUCUUCUGGUUGAGGGUAUGGAAUGGCUUGACAUGUUCCCCGCGCCAGCUCGCCCCACGCAAGCCCUCAUCUCGCUUGCACCACCAAGAAUCUUAGAGUUUGUUCGGUUGCACUCGGUAGACGUCUCCCCUCCCUUGAUCACCAUCCUUUCGUUCGAUUUGUGGUCUGACCUCCUCUGGACUGCAUCCAAUGACAAACCUACGUUUCUCAAACUCACCAAGUUUCUGGUGACUCAGUCGAGGGAAAUCGUGGAAGAAGAUGACCACGUGUCUGCCACCGUCGAUGUGAACAUCGCAAUGAAGGAAAAGUUUUUUGUAGACCUCUUUGGGGCUGAGUCGAAUUUCCACGCAGGUUUGGUCCAGACGAACUUGUCGAUUGAGGGUGUGGAUGGGGAGGAUGAAGGGGACGAGGAGGAGGAUAAGGAUGCCUUGCCUCUUACGGAGGAGGAGAAGGCUUAUCACGCCAAGAUAUUAGCGGAGGGAAGGAAGGAGAAGUUAAGGGUGGUCGCGGAUAAUCAGAGAUCCACGGUCAAUAACUACGUCCGGAACGCUUUCCUCCCGAUCACGCCGCCUAGAUGGAUAGAAGCUCAGUCCAGGUCGGUGGGGGACAAACUGUGGGAACUGUACACGUUCAACUAUCUAGCUCCUAUUCACGCGGAUUCGUACAGAUUCCUGGCCUCACUCACUGAAGAAGAGAUGAAGAAGUGCGGAGAGAAAGCGUUGACGGAGAACACGGAUCUAAUUAAGGGUAACUACCCACUCACUCCAUCCAUGAUGAAACUCCCUGUAGUUGGGGACUUCGACCACACCAAAUGUUGUGUGUCCGCCUCUGCCCUUGCAGUACGCGGUUUCUUGGCCCCGAAACAGCAGUCAGCUAUGGCGGAACUAAAACGAAUUUGGAACGUAGGUCGACCCUACCUUAAGUGCCUAUGUGUUGCGGAAGGGAAAGGCGACUGUGGUAGGAACAUCUCGUGGUUCGACCAUGUGUUGUGGUACCUGUUGUCUGAUCUCCACUAUUUGUUUCCGGAGGCUCCUUCCCUCAAGGCUCGCACACGAGCAUUUAGAGUUAGGGCGAGGUCCACUUGGAGGGCUGCGAUGCUAGCCUCGGUAGUAUUUACGCAUAUGAGGGAUAUCAUGGUUAAGAUGGCGUACAAUGUAGUGGUAGACCCUUCGAGGACUACGCAGAACAUUUUGGAUGACCCAGCCAUCAUGCUGCACAAGUUUCCCUGGACCAUGGCGAAACUCAUCCUCCCAGCACGGUACGUGCGGUCUUCGGAGAAACGGAGGAAGGAAGAUGCGUCCGCCUCCUUGGCGAAAAAAACGAGGAAGUCACAGCCGUCCAUUUUGGAAUUUUACGUUCCACCUGCGAGGGACAGCAGCGCUGCGCCAACAAAAGAUGCAUCUGACCUCGUGGAUUUGGGUACUCCUGCCUCCUCCUCCAUCACGGUCCAGGAGGACGGGCAGACAUCAGCAUGCAGUAGACCGUUAAGGAGGAGCCACGAGGUCUGGGACUCUCCAGGGCAUCUCUCUUCAAAUCCUAAUCACUGUUCGGAUGUGCGUGUUGUGAAUUGUGCAGGAUAGUACAGGGGAGGAGGGUGGGUUCAUGACUUGUGACCCCUCUGGCCGUGCCAGGUGGCAGA
This is a messenger RNA of Chara braunii, 1775 nucleotides long. Lineage: Eukaryota; Viridiplantae; Streptophyta; Charophyceae; Charales; Characeae. The record is from the annotation of a GenBank genome assembly.